AGAGUCAGAAGCGGUGUGUAAAACUGUAAAUCGUUCGCUUGGUUGGGAAUCGUGUACUAUUAUUAGAUCGUUUCGCCAAACUUGCGAUUUUUUCAAGAUAACCGUGGAAUUCCUAGUGCUAAAAAUAAAAUUAUGCAAAGUUCUGGUCCUGAGCCGGAACGCUAUUAUCAUGAUUUGAUGAUUUUAUGAGAUAUUCAUGUGAAACCGAAGUCAAACAUGGGCGAAUACGGACGCUACUUGUUGUUAUUAUUAUUGUUUGUUGUGGCAUCAUUUACCCGAGCACAGUCAUUACCGUAUGAUGUGCACUGGCUAGGGGGGCCUACGACAAUAGAAAGAGAUGGCUCACCAUCUCUUAGAAAAGCAACAGACAUUUACUGCUACACAGGCACUUCUAAGAACUUGUUUGCUCUAUGGCAAACUGUGAAAUUUCAUAUAAGAAUAAGAAAUGACCAGUUCCGUCAAUACUUCGCGGAGAGCCCUGAGGAAGUUUUUAAAGAAUACACUGAAGACAGCUAUGGCUGGUCGUCAGUUGUCAACCCGUUUCAGAGGAAGCCACAGAAAUCUGUGUCUGUCAGCCUUUUCACUCCUACUUGUAUGGCUAUCAACACGAAAGAGAAGCACACUAUUGAAUUGCAAGUCUUGAGAGUGGACUUAUGGCGCGUUAUACUAAUGGCUGCGGGCGUGGCGCUGAUAUUCUCGUCGCGAGCUCUGUGCGGCAAUCCUGUAUUCUUCUACCUGUGCGGCAUAUUCGUUGGAGUGUUCGCCUCUUUCAUGGUGCUUGUGUAUUAUGUCAGCAAAUUGCUGCCAAGGAAAACAUUAACUUACGGCAUCCUAAUCGGCGGCUGGACCGUGGGCGUGUACCUAUUCCAGCAAGUUUGGGAGAACAUGCGAACAUUACUGCUCACAUACCAAACGUACAUGUUUUGGUACACGCUGGUCAUUAGCUUCGUCAGUUUCCUUGUGUGCUAUAGAAUAGGGCCGCCGAAGAAUGAGAGGAGCAAGAAUAUGGUUAUGUGGACUUUGCAGAUAGUAGGCGUGCUAAUGGUAUUCUUUAGCAGCGAGUAUCAAGAAGCGUCGGCUGCUGUCAUCAUCGCGUCAUUAGUGUCCAAAUACUUCCCGCAAUCAUUGCUCAACAGGAUCCAGGGAUAUUGGCGUCGUAAAUUCCCGCCAAAACCGCGCUUACUGACAAGCGAAGAGUACUAUGAAGAAGGUGCUCGAGAAACAAAGAUGGCGCUCGAGAAUCUCAGGAAGUACUGCUCCAGUCCUGAUUGUGCUCAGUGGAAGGUCAUGCUCAAGUUAAAUGACUCUAAGAGGUUCGCAAGCUUCGUAGAAGGCAACUCCCAUUUAAGUGACGACGAAGUACUAGACUACGAGGCAUAUGCCUUUUCUCUCGAACGAACUCGCAAACCAGUUCCCAUGGCCAACUCAACCAGGAACAUGGAGAUAUCAGACGAUGAUACGGACUCGGAUGAUGACUGAACUGCUAUGAAAGUAGGUUUUAUUCUUAAUGUUAAUUUUAAGGCUUUUUUAAAUCGACUUCUUAAAAAAGAAGUUCUUAAUUUGAAUGUGGAUAUUUUUUUUUUAACUUUGUGGUGAAUGCAUAUCUAUCGGUAUCGCGUGAAACGAACUAUAGACUUGUUCUUAUGAAACGAAUCUGGAAUUUCGAAAUUUUUAUGGAAAAUCCUUUGGAAGUAAUUACAAAAAAGCGCCCCGAAUAUCUGUAUUACCAAAGUCUGACGUACGUGGGCAACCUAAGUUUGCGGGCCUUGUCGCUACAAUCCGAUCUAUGCGCGUUUGGCUCUGGUAGAUGUGCGUUCAUCAUUAAUGUAUUCAUAUUUAUAAAAACUGUAGAUAGUCAUUGUGAAUUUGUGACCCGCGUUUUGCCAUGCAAUUUUCAAAAUAAUUUCAAUAUUUUAAACUACCUUUAUUGUGAACUUAAUUUAAACCUUAUGCAGAAGGUAGGUCAGCAUAUAUUAAUUUCCAUUUAUUCAAUGAUUAUAAUCGUAGUACGUGUAUGUACUGUCAUGUUAUAUAUAUUAUUAGAUAUUAUAAAUAAUUCAUAUUUUUCUUCAUUUCUGUAGCGUUUUUGUUCUUCAAUUGAGCCUUAUCUGAAACUUACUCUUUUUAUUACAAUAUGUAUUCUUAAUAUCUUAGAUUUUGGGUAUCAAUUUUCGGGGAAUCUUGAAUAUUUCGUUAUUUCUUUAUGUUCCCACUUCUUUUACUGAUAAAUGUAAUAUUGCCUCAUUUAUAAUAUCUAUCGCAGUCGAAAAACUUUGAAUCCUUGAAUAUUUUUAAAUAAUUCCCAAUGUUAUUAAUGAAUAAUAAUAAAUCCCAAUGUGAUAAUUACAUGUAUCUGUCUUCUGUAAUAUAAAAGAAAGUUGUGUUAGUUACACUACAUACAUAUAACUCGAGAAUGGCUGAACCGUUUAAGCUCAAAAUUAGAAGAAAGGUAGCUUAGACCCAGGAGAAGCCACUUAUCUUGGGACACGGGUGAAACCGCGGGUGGAAGCUAGUUUUCAAUAUUUGUGUUUUAGAUAGGUAUGUAUUUGAUAAUAAUUAUUAAUAAUCUCUCAUUUAAAUAAGAAAGGUUAGUGUUUAAUUUUUGAGAAUUGAUCUCUAUUUUGUAUGAAUUAAACUUUUUUGUGUAACUUAUAUUGUCGUGUACAGAAGUAGUGACCAAUAGUAGAAUAGUUAACAGUGACAAGUUUCACUAAUUCUUUGUAAAAUGAGGUUGUUAUGGAUGGCAACAUCCUUUUUAUUAUGAUUUAGGGUGACUGCCAAAACUUUCGGCUGCACUAUAGAGUUUAGUAUACUAACUAUUAUAAAAAGGAAAGGAAGAAAAGUAUACAACUGUAAUACAAUCAAUGGAUUCCACUAAACUUUUUGAGUGUGCUCGGGUUUAAAUAUGUGUGUGGCAGCUGUCGCCCCGACAUCGGCGACUUUUUUAAAAUAUUUGUAAUCUAGUCUUAUAAAAAUGUACAUUCAGUCUGAAAAGUCUCGUAAUUAAAAUGUAUAAAAUAUUGGUAAUUAUUUCAAUUUAGUAUAUUGGGUUUUCGGUAUAUUAAUAUAGAUAAAUUUUGACUUACAUAUUUGUAUAAAUUUCAAUAAUCAAAGCAGUAUUUCUGUAAAUUCAUUCCUGUAAAAUAUGAUACUUGAACAACUGUUUUUUUUUUAUAAUUAAAUAAUUUAAAGUAAUAUAAUGUAAUUACGUAUGUAAGUGCACUUAUUUAUACUGCUUUUUGGUAACAAGUUAAAUAAUUACAACAUCGCCAGAUCUGAAAAAAUGAAUAUCUGAAAAGAUUUUUGAAAAUAUGUACAGAUAUUUGAUUUUAUUAAAAAUUCUUGUAAUUUUCUAUUUUGAUUAGUUAAAUGUAUGUAUGAUAUUGUCGAAUAUUAAAUUGUACAAGGAUGAGCUGCACCAUUUCACUAUAAUAUUAACCAAACCAUGUCGUGUUAUUGGUCAAAUCGCCGACUAUCGUUAUCGUUAUAGUUAAUGGUGUAACUCACCGUAAGACAUUUAAUACGUAUUUUUUCUCAAUUUUGGUAACUUAUCUACAGAACAUGUAAGCAAAAAAUCCUGAAUAUUGUCUAUUCCAUCCAACAAUAGAUUGAUGUCUUUGAAUUGUUAUUAUUGUGUAUUUGAUAUAAAUAAAAGUUUUGGAUUUUAA
This is a messenger RNA of Helicoverpa zea (corn earworm), 3668 nucleotides long. It is a transcript of the gene Nemp, whose product is annotated as nuclear envelope integral membrane protein 1. NCBI's taxonomy places the organism in Eukaryota, Metazoa, Arthropoda, Insecta, Lepidoptera, Noctuidae. The transcript is spliced from 8 exons. The record is from RefSeq and is a predicted model, not a curated record. The coding region runs from base 217 to 1479 and encodes 420 amino acids. Gene Ontology annotation, cellular component: nuclear envelope.